Messenger RNA from Suillus subalutaceus, 912 nucleotides. RefSeq lists its product as uncharacterized. The record is from RefSeq and is a predicted model, not a curated record. Lineage: Eukaryota; Fungi; Basidiomycota; Agaricomycetes; Boletales; Suillaceae. Bases 95 to 670 code for a protein of 191 amino acids. The transcript is spliced from 7 exons.
UUUCCUUCUCGUACUUUUAUUUUCUCGAAGUUCUUGAUACAAAACACCCGACUCGCUAUUCGCGCCGCACUCGUUCAACAAACUUAUACCGACGAUGAAGUUCACAACCGUUUUCGUGGCCCUCGUUUCCGCCGUUCCAGCCGUCUUUGGUCUUACCGUCAACACACCGGCUGAUGUUGUUGAGUGCCAGCCUGUUUUGUUUAGUUGGUCUGGCGGAGUGCCUCCCUACUACUUGACCCUUGUGCCUGGCGGGCAAUCGAUGGCCUCACCUAUCAAGUCCUUCCCUACACAAACGGGCACAUCCUAUACUUGGAACGUCGAUCUUCAAGCCAACACUAUCUUCAACAUCGCUCUCAAGGACAGUACCGGUACUACGGCAUACUCUGACAUCGUCACCAUCAUGUCUGGCAGCGACACUUCCUGCGUCAACACAGCAGUAAAUGAGGGUGGCUCAUCGAGUGGUAGCGCUGUUGCAAGUGGUACCUCUACCCCGACCGCUGGAUCUUCUGCUUCUGCCUCUGGUGCCACCUCUUCUGGUGUUAAAACCUCUGCCACUACCACUGCAUCCUCUGGUACGACUCAGAAGACCGGCGCUGCCAGUAGCCUUUCUGUCUCUUCGGCAAUGGGUGUUGCCGGUGUGAUGGGUCUCAUUGGUGCUGCUCUCUUCUAAACAUGAUGAUACGGACAUGAUCAUGACGCGCGGCGGAUUGUUGAUUUGAUACAUAUCACCUGUCUUUUCUCCGUUCCAUAUUACUCUUAUUUUAGUCACUUGUUUUUGUUGGCAAUGUUGCCUACUUUGUGCUCCUUUGUGCAUUAUAGAAGAGCAUCUUUCAUUUGUCAAUAUGAACCCUAUCUCCUGGUGUGAAAGGGUCGUUGUGAAAUCACAGAAUCGAGAUUGAAUAUUGUGCAGGG